AGCAGCUGUGCAUUUGGGGCCUUAACAUAUUAUACGUGCGACAACAUGUAUAUUUAAGCCAUACUUUUCUAUCGUGGUGACCUGCAACUUUUACAUAGGUUACAGGGGGCUCCCGAGUGGAGCUGAGAAGAAUGAACGUUACAACUAGACGCCUGCAAUGUAAUAUUCAAAAGCGUGAAGCCCGUAUGUUAGGGAGCCGCAGUUGGACCUUACAUAGUAUGCAAUUAAGAUCAGCUUGCGUCCUUACACCUAAGGAUUUGUUCGUAUCGAAGAAGGCCCAUAACGUGCUUACACGGGCGUCGGAGGUCGAUAACGAAGCUCCCAGCUCUCCAGCAGAACCAGCCCAACUGAGCGCCCCGCUUGCUGUGUCCGUGGAUUCCAUCAAGUCGGCGCUGUUGGACUUGAUUUGCGGCACGGAGCGGGGUGCGGUGGCCCGGUCGGAGGUCCGCGCGGAAAUCAAUGAGCUGGUGAACCAGCUGGAGGUGGCGGGCGGCCCGCACGCCGACGUCUCCUCCGCCUCCCUCGGCGGCACCUGGGAGCUGCUGUACUGCAACGCGCCGCAGCUGGUGGCGCUGCUGGGCCUCAAUCGGCUGCCGCUGCUGCCGCUGCGGGUGGGGCCGGUCACGCAGCGCAUCCAGCCCGCCAGCAGCACCCUGGAGAACUGCGUGCAGCUGCAGUUCCCCAUGUUGCAGACCUCCCUCUCCACCCUCAGCUCUUACACCGUGGCCUCACCCAAGAGGCUUCAGUUCACCAUCCAGAGCGGGCGGCUGCACACCCCCUCCAUCGAGGCCUCCCUGGAGCUGCCCGCCACCCUGUCCCUCAUGGGCCAGACGCUGGACCUGAGCCCGCUGCGGGAAGCCCUGGCGCCGCUGACCCGUGGGGCGGAGGGGCUGGCGGCGUCGGCCAGCGACCUGCUGGGUCAGGCGCCUGCGCUGGAGGUGCCGCUGGAAGGGCUUCAGGCGGCGGCGGGGGAGGGGUGGCAGCUGACGACGUACCUGGAUGAGGAGAUGAGGAUCACGCGGGGGGAUGGCGGCACGGUGUAUGUGUUUAGGAAGUGUGCGUAGGAGGUGCAUGCGGGUGG
Astrephomene gubernaculifera is the source of this 1081-nucleotide messenger RNA. The record is from the annotation of a GenBank genome assembly. Lineage: Eukaryota; Viridiplantae; Chlorophyta; Chlorophyceae; Chlamydomonadales; Astrephomenaceae.